GUUUAGUUUAUUGCGCAUUGUGCCGUGUUGUGGACGUACACCUAGUGAUUUUUAUUUAUUGAAUUAUAUUUUCUAAAUUAUAGUAAUUUCCAAACGUUGAUUUUAAUCGUUUAACCUUUAUGUUGAAUUCGAGAAGAUAUAUCUUUACCUUCCCGAUUAUUGUUAUUUGUUUAUAUCAUAAAACGUAUCCUAAUUCGUUAAUAUUAGUCUCAUAUAAUUCUUAUAAUGUUAAUCUAUGUGAAAAUUGCAGUGCAUUAAGAUUAAUAAGUGUGAGCGUUAUAUAGACUAGUUAUCUACUUUUUUCUUGGUGCAAGAUGUUAAAGAAAUAUUCCUUUUAAUUCAAUAAGAAGAGAAAACGCGAAGAUGGGAUCAUUUGUGAAUAAAAACUUGAUAACUUUAAAAUGUGUGCUCUUUUGCUUCUUAGCAGGCAUAGGAUGUAUCUACCCUUUCCUCCCCCUACACAUGCUGUCUGUAGGCCUGGACCGAGGGGAAGCUCGUCUGAUAUCCGCAGUCACGCCAUGCAUCGCGUUAUUGGGUCCAGCACUCUUGGGUCCACUUAUAGAUAAAUUAUCGGUCGGUCGAGGUUCCACUGGAGGAGGGACUGGUCCCAGCGGAUCCGGAAAGCUUCUGAGGAUUGUUACUGCUCUGUGCCUUAUUCUUAGUGCCUUGUUCUAUACCUUGUUACUUACUGUGCCCUAUACCGAAAGACAUGAAGCAAGGAGACCGCGUGUUUUAUUCAUGUGCGACGCUGAAGGCGGCAAAGUGAUGCAAGAAGUUUGUACCGAAGGCAUGCGAUGUAAUAGAUGGGAAGGAGAAAAGUCGGGAGUGCUAGCAGUUGGUGCAUGUGAAUACGGGUGCGCGGAUGAAAACAUGACGUGGGUUAUGCAACCAUUUAAGAAUACCCCAACGACCACCACACUUAGACCACUUUAUAACAGUAUUUUUAAUGCCACGACAUCCACAAACGGUUCAGUAACGGAAGAACCGGAAGACGAAACCGAUUUCGAAAUAAACCCCCCACACCUGUGUUACAAUGGACAAUGUCUCGUGUACAUGCAGCACGCCAAGAGGAUGCGAGUUCCGCUCUCACUUCUAGCUCCCGAAAUGCCUGAUGAUAACUCGACAGAUGAAAGCAAUUGGUGUACUUAUAAGACAAGCGGUCCAUCGAAGUGUAUCGUGCCGCCCGACCGGCUAGAGGAGAUAAGCGAAGGCGGCGACUGCAAGCCGGCCGUGCGCUGCGAAGUGCUCGACCCGUACGACGAGCCGGACGGCGUGCUCGCGGACGCGGAGUGCCGGCUCGUUGUGGGCGACCCCGCUUAUACGUUCUGGAGCUAUUUUGUUAUACGCCUCUUCGCAGACAUAUGGCCAACCGCGGCUUUAGCUCUCCUAAGCGCUGCGUGUGUAAUAGCGACCCGAGAGACGUCAUUAGGCCGCGGCGACGUGGGGAGGCAAUUAGCGUUCGGGACACUCGGCUUGGCGAUAUUCCCGCCCUUGGCUGGCCUGGCGGCGGAUAACAUGCCUGAAACACCUUUUCUAGUGCCGUUCUUGUUGCACGCCUUGUUUAUGCUGAUUGGAGCGCUUAUACUGAUUGUUGACAGCCACAUGCCGCUGUCGACGCCGGAGUGGUGGUGGCACACGGCGACGGGCGUGCUGGCGAUGCCCAUGAACGUGGUGCGGCGCUACGGCGCCGAGACCGCGGCUGUGUUCGCCGUCGUCGCGCUCUUGGGCACGCUGUGGAGCGGUAUCGACGCUUAUUUGCCGUGGACUAUGGUGAAAAUGAACAGCACGAGCUUAUUGGCUGGUUUGACGCUAACAGCGGGCGCUCUGCCAGCCGUACCCGCUUUGUGCUGGGCGGAGGCGCUUGUAGACUAUAUUGGCCACUCUAAUGUGUUUAUUGCUGCCUUUACCUUCUAUUGUUUGAGAUACACGGCCCUGGCGUCCAGCACGGACUAUAAUGUUGUAGUGAUCAGCGAGCUGUUUGAAGUUUUUACCUUGAGCUUGGUGUGGGUUACUGCGGUGUUGUAUUUCCGACACCUCGUACCUAGGAAAUACACGACCACCGGCCAGGCUUUGCCUGUUAUUGCGCACUUCUGUUUAGGUCGGUGCAUCGGAGCGAUAAUAAGCGGCAUGGUGUCCCUGGAGCAGAGCGUAGACUCGAGCAGCCACGUGUACCGCGCGCUGGGCGUGCUGGCGCUGCUGGCCGCCGCGCUCUACCUCGCGCUCUACCACCUGCUGCUCGCGCCGCGCUGCGCCGCGCCCUCCGCGCCGCCGCCCACUCACCUGCUGCAAGGGUUGAAUUCGAACGGAGCUUCAAAUGGCACGUAUUCUCCCAUGAGAGUGUACCACGAGGAGCGAUCACGGAAAGGCCACUUUCGCUAUUAAGUCAUUUACAUAAUAAAAAUAUUAAUUUAAUUGGAUAUAUGUUUGAUAAGUACACUGUUGUGAUAGUGCAACUAUUUCCUUGCAUUUUCUGAUACGAUGAGUUUGACUUGCUAACUUUAUUUUUUAUGCAUUUGUCUUUUUUUAUUUUAAUAAAUUAUACGAUCAAAACGAA
This is a messenger RNA of Zerene cesonia (dogface butterfly), 2554 nucleotides long. RefSeq lists its product as uncharacterized. NCBI's taxonomy places the organism in Eukaryota, Metazoa, Arthropoda, Insecta, Lepidoptera, Pieridae. Gene Ontology annotation, cellular component: membrane. The record is from RefSeq and is a predicted model, not a curated record. The transcript has 14 exons. The coding region runs from base 364 to 2382 and encodes 672 amino acids.